UAUUUAGAACUGCAAUUACAAUUGCACUCUGCAGUCUGUUGAACAUCUUCUUUACUUUGAUUAUUUAGUAGGAACAACUUCAGAGAAUGUCAGCCAUCUCGCGAGCGUGCAGAUCCGCUCCCCGCGUCUUACUUCGCCAAUGCGCAUCGCGGUUCGCAACCGUUUCAGCGCCGGUGUCUGCGUCGCUGCCGGUGUCGAGGCUGUCGCGCAGAACAUACGCGACCGCGCUUGAUACUGCGAAUUUGUUGAAAAAGUCGGGGUCGCAGGGCGCGUAUAAAGCCAUUCCGAAAAGGUUUUGGGAGAGUGCGAAUGUGCAGACUACGGAAGACGGACACCAGAUCAACCUCGGCACACGACCGGUCAAAACCUCGUCCGGCAACCCACUCGUGGUACCGCACAACAAGACCGCGCUCGCGCACCUGAUUGUGCAGGAAUGGGCCACGCUGCCGAAUCUGCAAAUCAAGCCCCACUCGCUUCCGCUGACGUCGAUCGCCGCGCGCGCGAUCGAUAUCCAAAAGAUGCCGACGCAGGCGGAGGUCGACGACGUGCGGAACGCGAUCUGUAAGGCGCUGCUGCCGUACGUGGAUACGGAUACCAUGCUCAUCUUUGCGCCGUCGCAUGAGUACGACGGGCGGUUGCGCGCAGAGCAGGAGGAGAGGUAUCGCCCGAUCAUCGAGUGGGCCGAGACACACCUCUUCAACGGCAAUAAACUGAGCUACAUGGACGGCGACAAGGGAUUAACCGGCAACCCACAAACCGAAGAAAUCCGCAACCUCGCGCUGGAAUACAUGCUCGGUCUCUCGCACUGGGAGCUGACUGCCUUUGAGCGCGCCGUGCUGGGCGGCAAGUCUUUCCUCGGGGGUAUCAAGCUUGUGAGGAAAGAGCUGACGACGAGCGAACUGGCCGAGCUCGUCAGCUUGGAGAAUAUCCACCAGAUGCGGAGGUGGGGCGAGGUCGAGGAUUCGCAUGAUGUCGAUUGGGCGGAUUUGCGACGACAGCUCGGUAGCGCUGCUGUUCUCCUCAUUACUGAUUAGGUUGAACACACAGGUUUUGUACAUAUAUAGAGGUAGUUGGAACUCGAGAUAAAG
Molecule: messenger RNA, 1088 nt
Organism: Myxozyma melibiosi
Lineage: Eukaryota; Fungi; Ascomycota; Lipomycetes; Lipomycetales; Lipomycetaceae
Exons: 2
Coding region: 87-1034 (315 amino acids)
Biological process (GO): mitochondrial proton-transporting ATP synthase complex assembly
Cellular component (GO): mitochondrion
Source: RefSeq, a predicted model, not a curated record